AUGAAGGGCUUUACACAGCUUCUCCCACUGUUUGCUUCCCUGGCCUUGGCCUCGCCCAUCGACCUGACCAAGUCUGGAUUGCACAAGCUGUUCAUCCGCCAGGACAUCCAGACUCCUAUCAACGCUUCUCUACCAAAUGUCACUAUCUUCGCAACAGGAGGCACAAUAGCCUCGCAAGGCUCCAGCAACACCCAAACAACCGGCUACUCAGUUGGCCUCGGUGUCCAGCAACUGGUCGACGCUGUGCCCGAACUCCUCAACAUCUCUAACAUCGCCGGUUACCAAAUAUCCAAUGUUGGAUCUGGCAGUAUCAACGAGACGAUUAGCUUGAAGUUGGCACACAUGAUCAACGAAGAGCUGGCGAAGCCCGAAAUCUCUGGUGUUGUGAUCACCCACGGCACUGACACACUUGAAGAAACAGCAUUCUUCCUUGAAUCCACCGUGAACUCCAGCAAGCCUGUCGUGUGCGUCGGCGCCAUGCGUCCCGCGACAGCUCUAUCCGCCGAUGGACCCCUCAACUUAUAUCAAGCCGUAGUCCUCGCCGGAUCCCCCGCCGGUCGUGACCGAGGCACCAUGAUCGUGCUCAACGACCGCAUCGGCUCAGCAUUCUACACCACCAAGAACAACGCCAACAGCCUCGAUACCUUCUUCAGCACCGAGGCCGGCCAGCUUGGCACCUUUGUCAAUCAAGUUCCCUACUUCUUCUUCGCGCCCUCCGAGCCAGUAGGUCGCAUUGUGUUCGACGUUUCGAACGUCACCGACCUGGCUCAAGUGGACAUUCUGUACGCACAUCAAGACAUGGAUCCCGCGCUGUUCAACGCAUCCGUUGCGUCUGGCGCACAAGGUCUCGUGUACGCCGGCGUAGGAGCUGGCGGCAUGUCCGACAAAGCCAAUCUUGCAGCCGAGGAACUGUUCAACGCGACGAGCAUCCCGAUCGUUGCAUCGCACCGAUCAACCGACGGCAUGGUCCCGCCUAGCAGUCCUGGCGAUUUCAUCAUCUCGAGCGGGUUUUACAACCCCCAGAAGGCACGGGUCUUGUUGCAAUUGGCCAUCACGCAAGGGUGGGGUAAUGGAGAGAUUGCAGAGGCAUUUGCGAAGAGUCUUCCCACCCCAUGA
Molecule: messenger RNA, 1116 nt
Organism: Ascochyta rabiei
Lineage: Eukaryota; Fungi; Ascomycota; Dothideomycetes; Pleosporales; Didymellaceae
Product: Asparaginase
Exons: 1
Coding region: 1-1116 (371 amino acids)
Molecular function (GO): asparaginase activity
Source: RefSeq, a predicted model, not a curated record